This is a messenger RNA of Amyelois transitella, 1634 nucleotides long. RefSeq lists its product as uncharacterized. The transcript has 2 exons. The coding region runs from base 342 to 1634 and encodes 430 amino acids. NCBI's taxonomy places the organism in Eukaryota, Metazoa, Arthropoda, Insecta, Lepidoptera, Pyralidae. The record is from RefSeq and is a predicted model, not a curated record.
GCCUGUAGACAGUAAUUAAGAACCAAGGAUUAACUGUUAUUAGGUGAUACAUUAUGUAAUGUAAGUUCAUAAAAUUAACUCUGUUUCUAAUAUUUCCAUAGGAUUAAUAUUAUUUUCAAUAAAAUAAUUCUUCAAUAAUCAGCAAUCAGCCAUGUUGAUUGAAACACCAAUCAGAGCGCAUUACGUCACGCCUCAGUCAACAACCGCCAAAGUUCGCGAAGUUCUAUACGUUCUCUUGCUGUUUUCGUACAUUUUAUUAGAAUCUGUUGUUUUUGUUCAUUUAAAUUAAUUAAUCGUAGUUAUUUUGUGAUUUAAAAUAGUAGCUGCAGUAAUAAUACACCAUGGAACCAGGUUUCAUCAAAGCAAAUAGCUCCAAUUUGCCCAGAGUUGAUUUGUUAAUGUUGGGAGAUUUUCUCGCUUCAAAUAAAGACUUUUGUUCCUCUGAAUUCCGAAAUGUGAAAGCUUCCUUGUCUUCACGGCCAUCAUAUGGGGAUGAUGCAAUCAGUUAUGUUCAAGUACAGAAUGACAGAAAUAUUUGCACUGUGAAAUGUAAAAUUUGCCCAGAACACAAAGUUCAUGCUAAGCUGUAUUCAGUUACAUUGAUUGUUGAUAAGGAUGAAGAAAAAGUUAUAUCAGUGCAAUGCCAUGAUUGUGUAGCUGCUCAAGGAGGCUGCAAACAUGCCAUUGCUUUACUUAUGUGGGUUCAUCGUAGGAGUGAGGAGCCAUCAUGUACAGAAGUGCAGUGUUAUUGGAAAAAAUCCAAACUAUCCAGAGUAGGCACAGCUAUCAAGUAUAUUACAGUAAAGAACUUGGCUAAUAGUAAUGGUAGUUCCAUCAUACCAUCAAAUUCCACAGUUUUACAAAUUUUUUUAGAAGAAAGCCAAAAGAAAAAUCUUGAAAGAUGUGAGCUGUUGAAGUUUCAAGCAGGUUAUACUUGUGAUGAGCUACUUAGUGUUUCCAUGCAUCACCUUGUACUACAGUUUAAGGAAAAAUGUUGCAACACACUUUUACAACAAAUUAAUAUAAAUAACAAUAUCCUAAUUGAAAUUGAAAAGAAGACCAGAGAUCAGCAUGCAAAUAGCCUUUGGUAUGAAUUAAGAUAUGGCCGGAUUACAGCCUCUAGGGCUUAUGAUGUCAGCCAUUGCCAGACAAGUGACGGAGCCCUAAUUUCUCUUAUUAUGGGGGGAAAAAUCCCAGACACGGCUGCCAUGAAGCGAGGGAGAGACUUGGAAAAUAAAGUGCGAGAUUCAGUGAGCAGAAAACUUAAGAAAAUAAUAAACAGUUGUGGACUCUUCAUAUCCCAAACCUAUCCAAUGUUAGCUGGUUCGCCAGAUGGUGUAUGUGAAGACUGUAUUGUUGAAAUUAAGUGUCCCAUGACCGAACAAACCUUUGUCAAGUAUAUAAAAAACGGACAACCAACAAAAAAAUGCUACAUGCAGAUACAAGUGCAAAUGUAUUUGACAGGACUUAAAAAGUGUUAUUUUUGUGUAGCGGAUCCUAACUUUUCAACAAAUUCUAAUGUUGAAAUUGUAUGUGUUACAUUCAACGAAGACUUUAUAUUAGAAAAUAUUAAAAGUUUAGUUACAUUUUGGGAAACCUAUGUGUAUCCUUUAUUGUACAGAAGUAUUGAAUAA